AUGGCGGCGCACCCAAUCCACACUUUACUCCCCUUUACGUCGCCUUGGGUUAUUGAAACAUUGUUCUCUUCAUUCACACCUCAUUUGUACCCUGAAAUCAUUGCAGAAUACUGGUUUCAUUGUAAUAUCCUCCCCACCAUGCAAACACCAAGUGAUGGAUUGAGCGCCGACCAAUUACCGACGUCGGAGCAAGUCUGCAUUUCAUGCAGGAUACGGAAGAAGAAAUGCGAUAGAUUACUUCCACAAUGUUCGGGAUGCUCGAGGAGAGAUAUAAUAUGCGAAUACUCGACGCCAGAGCAGACCCAUAAUUUUAUAUCUACAUCUACCUUAACCUCUACGCAACUAUGGCAUAAUAUUCAGAUACCAGUAAAUUAUGACCAUGUUGAUACUCAAUCGAUCAAUUUCUCCGCGAUGAUGUUUCUAGAUCCAUAUGUCUUACAGCAAGGGCAGAUUGACAUACCUCAGCCUGGUAAUUCUAUCCCAGCACAUAUUCUUCAUCUGCUAGGAGACAUCGAUUCUAUCCACUCUUAUGCUACCGAGUUCUUCUCUCACGAUCACACAUUGAUGUCUUUUAUUUCCAAGCCCCGUUUCUACAGCUACCAUCUAAAUUCUCAAUCCUGCAUCCCUAACCGUCCAGAAACCAUUCUCCUUCUCCUCUCUCUUAAACUAAUCACCACAUUACCUCCCACAAAUCCACGGAAUCCCCAAACUGCAUUGUACCAAGCCAUAAAGCAUUAUUGCCUUGAAGUAGAAACCUCAAAUGUUCCUUCUCUUCCCAUUCUCCAAGCGGAAAUCCUGAUCGCUUUGUAUGAGAUGGGUCAUGGCAUUUAUCCUGCUGCGUAUCUUACCAUUGGUGCAUGUGCAAGGUAUGCGUAUGCUCUGGGGAUAAACUGUAAUAAGCGUCUAAAUGUAAGGAGGGUUCUUACAAUGGUGGAGAUGGAGGAGAGAAGAAGAGUUUGGUGGGCGAUUGUAAUUCUGGAUCGUUUCGUUAGCAUAGGAUCCCCGGGGAGACCCUUUGCAACCUCAGAUCCAAACAUAGACGAUACAUUACCAUGCGACGACGAAGCGUGGAAUCAAGGUAUCAUCAAUUCCUCCAGCUACUCUACUUUAUCCUCGCCAACCACAGGCCACAUGAGUAAAUUUGCUCUGCUAUGCCAAGCUGCUAGAUUAUUGGGUCAAGUGCUCAACCAUGUUUCUGGUGAUUCAUCUCAUGACAUUGAGUUAUGGAUACAAUUAGAUCGGACGGUAUACUCUAUGCUUGAGGCUUCGGUGAAUGUGGAAAAUCCGGAUUGCGAUCGCAUUGCAUUUAUCUACAGCACCCUUCUAGCCCUACACACAUCAUCUCUCUCUCCGCAUCCAUCAAACCCUCCAUCCCCUCUAGAUCAGCACCGCACUGAACGUAAAGCCCAACUCCUCCAACGCAUAACCCAAAGAAUCAUAGCAAACAUGUCCACUCCCCGUUCUCUCCUAGGUCGCGAUCCCAACAGCAUAUCCCCAUGGGCAUUGUUUUUCGGUUACCAUAUGUGUGUUGAGCAAAUAAGAUCUAAAGAUCCAUCUUCCCACGAUAUUGUGGUUCUCGUGAGGAAAGGAUUUGAGGAGGCGGAUGUGAGAUGGAAUGUUGCUGGUGUUUAUCUUCGGUUACUUGAGGCGCAUGAGGUGAUGGAUGGAUAUUGAGAUACAUUAGGGGUGCAGAUAGAGAAUUUGGAAUAGAGAAUCUCUAAUUGAGGAUUCUGUGAAUCAUGAGGAUAAUG
Botrytis cinerea B05.10 is the source of this 1751-nucleotide messenger RNA. RefSeq lists its product as hypothetical. NCBI's taxonomy places the organism in Eukaryota, Fungi, Ascomycota, Leotiomycetes, Helotiales, Sclerotiniaceae. The coding region runs from base 1 to 1674 and encodes 557 amino acids. The transcript is spliced from 7 exons. Gene Ontology annotation, molecular function: DNA binding; DNA-binding transcription factor activity, RNA polymerase II-specific; zinc ion binding. Gene Ontology annotation, biological process: regulation of DNA-templated transcription; DNA-templated transcription. Gene Ontology annotation, cellular component: nucleus. The record is from RefSeq and is a predicted model, not a curated record.